AUGCCGUUAGAUCCUAACCUCAAGGCCGCUCGGCCAGUGGUUCUUUCGCGGCAACGACUCCAAAAGGGCUUAUCUCGUGAUGCUUCCAAUGGCCCAAAGAAGGCUUUCACUCUGCGCGAUGCUGAACAGGCCAAUACUCUCGAUUUUGAGCAGGUUCCUGAGCCGAAUAAGGGCCGGCCGCGACUCCUCUCAGACGACGAAGAAGAGGCUAUCGUGAGCUCCAUUAUUUGGAUGCAGAAGUCCGGUCUUCCGGCCUCCAAGCACGAGAUUGAAGAUGCAGCAAAUAUAAUACGAAGCCGCCGUGAUCCUGAUGCUGUGCCGGUUGGAAGGAUGUGGUACAGGCGCUUCUGUGACGAUCAUCCCGAGCUUGAUAGAUCGAUUUUGAAGUCGAAAGAAGACGCUCGAUUUAAGUAUAACGAAGCCGGCGUGGAGGAGACAAAGCAGUGGUUUAAACGGCUCACUGAGGCUAUCACGAGAUAUGGAAUCGACGCCUUAUAG
This is a messenger RNA of Fusarium venenatum, 498 nucleotides long. The record is from RefSeq and is a predicted model, not a curated record. NCBI's taxonomy places the organism in Eukaryota, Fungi, Ascomycota, Sordariomycetes, Hypocreales, Nectriaceae.